GGCGUGCAGAGCGCGGCCCCGCUGAGGCCGAGGCUACGCGUGAUUCAGAUUCAUGAAGGAAGGGCGCAGGGCAGCUGGCCCACGCAAGUAGAGAGCGGUACGAGUCAGCUAGCGCUACUUCCCUAGCCGAACAGACCAACUAUCGCAACCAGUUGAUGUCUUCAGAUGACAUUUAAGCUAUAACCGUGCAUUUAGUUGGUUUGAUUCGCCGUUGGUCGUCCAAAAAAUAACAACCCGACAAAAUGACAGAUCCUGCGGUGGCCGACACUCGCCGGUUGAAUUCAAAGCCCCAGGACCUGACGGACGCGUACGGGCCCCCCAGCAACUAUCUGGAAAUAGACGUUAACGAUCCACAAACCGUUGGAGUUGGACGGAACCGUUACACAAAUUACGAAGUCCGCAUGCGGACAAACCUUCCCAUUUUCAAACUGAAGGAAUCCUGUGUGAGAAGAAGAUAUAGUGACUUUGAGUGGUUAAAGAUUGAGCUGGAAAGAGACAGUAAGAUUGUAGUACCAUCUCUGCCGGGGAAAGCCCUGAAGAGACAGUUGCCGUUCCGCGGCGAUGGGGGUCUUUUUGACGAGUCCUUCAUUGAGGAGCGGCGAUCGGGCCUGGAGCAGUUCAUCAACAGAAUUGCAGGUCAUCCCUUGGCCCAGAAUGAGCGCUGUCUUCACAUGUUUCUGCAAGAGGAAAGCAUUGACCGCCACUACAUUCCUGGAAAAGUAUGAAUGAAGUAAGUUUGCCUUAUUUGAUCCUGUCUCAAGAGCUUUCUGGAAGGUGGCUGCAUGGGCACUAAAGACCAAAGGCGAUAGUUCACAAAAACUUAGGAAGUACAAUUCAAACACCAUAUAUAAACUAUCACAGAGAGCUGACUGCAAGCUGUUACUCUGUGCUGCAAAGGGAAGAAUGUUCUGCAAGCCAGUUUUGCGUUAACCAUUAUCAAGCAUUACAAAAAUGAAUGAAUGUAAAAUCUCAAUUGCAGUUGAAAGUUUUUAAUUGGUAAUGAGUGUACUUGAGUCAUUCUGUUGUUUAUUCAAAACUGGCUUUCAGAAGUUUAUCGCUCAACCAGUAUCAGGCCGCUGCCAGUGUUUUGAGUUAUGUGAACUAUUGUUUACUGGGGAUAAGUACUGCACAUCACCAUUGACUAAUCCUGGUACAAUGUAAUUAUCAACCGCAUUAAUCAUUGACUGCAUGGCAAAAUGUGCAUGCUUUAUUUGUAAUAUAAUUGUCUCAGUGUCGCCCUCAAUUUUAUUUUUUACAUGCCUGUGAUCAUGUUAUUGUUCAGUCUGUUGACUGAGAUCUAUAUUUCACUUAAUUCAGUUUCUACAGACAUGGAUAAGUGUCAUAUUUUUUUCUGUGAAUAGUAUUAUAAUGUUGUGCCAUUACAUUAAUCAGUGCAUCAGUAGAUUCUGAGAUUGACAGCAAAGACCAAAUCCAUGUAAGCUUCAACAUGUCUCUACAUCAUUUCUCAUGUCUGUCUCUUUCUCUCUCUUAUUGCAAAGACAAUACAGACUGCUGCACCUGCCCCAUGUACAUUUAUUUCGACAUCACGUCAUUUAAAAGCUGGUGGAAAUGUCAGAACUGAUAAGUAUCAACGGUGUUGGAAAAACAUUGCUCCUGGACAAAACUAAGAGAUCCAAUGUAUAAAUUGUUUGAUGUUGUGUCUUUAUUCAGUCAUUCCACAUACAGUAUGUACAUUAUUUUUGAUUCAGUAAUCAGUGAAAAAGAAAACAUGUUUCCAUAUAACCUUUUUGUCAUAGCUCUAUAUAUAUAUAUUUUUUUUUUUUUUUUUACAAUUGAUUAUUAUGUUUUUUGAAUGUCUUUUAAAAUUGCUUUAAUCAAGUUUAAAAUGAGGGUAAUUUCCUGCUUGGAUUAAUGUCUUUUGCUAGCGGAGAUUUGAUUUUGAUGAUAACCUCCCAAAGUCGAGCAACAUGUAGCAUCAUGAUAAGUGACAGUGACAUUUUUGUUCCAGUCAAUAGUUUCCCCUAAGUUUUAUGUUCUGAACAUGCUCUUAGACAGGAUUGUUUCAUGAUAAGUUGUUUAAACUCUGCUGUUACAUCAUCAUGCCUACACUCUGGCUGUGUGUUGUCAAAUCAGCUAUUGGGAACGUUAAGUUGGGUAAAUAACCAUAUCUAAGCACUGUGACAAUAGGUUCAUUAUAUGAACAAUAUUUCAUUGUUUAAAGGCGUAAUCAGCAUCUGGUUUAAUGAUCUGAAAUAAGGCUUUAUUCUGCAUUUAUUUCAUUUAGGCUUUACUCUGCACCUUUAUUUUUUUUUAAUUACUGUGAGGUGUAUUAAUACAUGUCAUCAUUGCAGUUCCGCUAUUGGUGACGAGGAACUUCUUAAUUCUGUCCUCCAAUUAAAUUCCCUGCUGCCUGCUG
Molecule: messenger RNA, 2377 nt
Organism: Anoplopoma fimbria (sablefish)
Lineage: Eukaryota; Metazoa; Chordata; Actinopteri; Perciformes; Anoplopomatidae
Gene: snx12
Product: sorting nexin 12
Exons: 5
Coding region: 243-725 (160 amino acids)
Biological process (GO): endocytic recycling; late endosome to Golgi transport
Cellular component (GO): retromer complex; early endosome membrane
Molecular function (GO): phosphatidylinositol-3-phosphate binding
Source: RefSeq, a predicted model, not a curated record